AUGCAAUUUCACAUGAAUUUACCGUGCACCUCUCCUGUUUUACCUUCCACCCCCGUUGAUAAUAUUCACGAUGUUUCUGUAUAUACUGAUGAUGCUGAUGAUUCUAAUGAUGUUGAUUAUUCUGAUGAUGCUGCUGAUAUUGAUGAUCAGAAUCAGCAGAUCGAAUUUCUCGGAGGACUGACGGUGACACGUGUGCUGAAACAAUAUGAGCAUCACGUGGCUCGGAGGCUAUGGAAAGGAGAGAUAUAUGAUCGUGGACCAUUAAAAGUUAUUACUCACGCAUGGAAGCUGAAGAAGUCUGCCGAAGUUCCUGUGCCAGAUCCUGUAGAGCAUUGGAUUCGAGAAUUUGGGCUGAUGCAUCUAUCUUCAGGCUACCUCACUGUGACUGAUGUUGGUCUAAUAUCCGCAUUUGUUGAAAGAUGGUACAGAGAUAUCAGCUCAUUUCAUUUGUCAUUUGGAGAGAUGACUAUCACUUUAGACGACCUCACGACUCUCCUUCACAUCUCAUUACAUGGUGCAACAUGGGAGGAAGCAUGUGCUGAGACAACGACAUCAAUAUGA
Molecule: messenger RNA, 561 nt
Organism: Cicer arietinum (chickpea)
Lineage: Eukaryota; Viridiplantae; Streptophyta; Magnoliopsida; Fabales; Fabaceae
Source: RefSeq, a predicted model, not a curated record